GGUCUCGUGGCACUACGAACGUAUGUGGCCCGCCAAAUGAGCACCCUGUUUCUCCGGGAAAAAGUAACCGCCCUCGUUGGUAGCUUCCGACUCACUCACCGCAGCUGCAAGCUGUCAAAAUGCUCUCUCGCGCUCUCUAUGCCAUUUGGAUCUUCCUGUAUGUAUCAGUCUACUUGAGGAUAGUUCGCUAUUACCGCCCGACGCCAAAGGUCCGGUCGUAGCGACCAUCCGCUGCCAUUUGGCUUUGAGCCUGGCCAUCCCUAUACUGGGAUAGACUAGCAUAGACUGUAGGCGCUUGGGUCUGGAAUGGCCAACACCACUACAGACCCGCGCGGGGAUGAUACCCCUGCCGAGAGCGGGCAGGACGCAGGGACCAUCCUGAAGCGCCAGGAACCGACACUCUUCUCCAAGAUCUCGCUCGCGGGCUACAUCUACGGCCUCAAGGGCGUGCUUGCGUCCUUCCACUGGCUGCGUGAGUGGAAGGAAUACCUCUCCCCACCGGAGGCACGUCCGGACAUUCUCAAGACGUACGAAUGCCGGCCAACACUUCCCGUUCGCAUCUUCUUCCCCUCUUCGUACGACCAAACCUCGCCCGCGACCCUUCCCACCCUCUUCACCAUCCACGGCGGCGGCUUCUGCAUCGGCUCGAGCCGCGAGGACGACGAGUGGAACCGCGCGUUUGCCGACACACACGAUGUGCUCGUCGUAAGCCUGAACUACUCGAAAGCACCUGUCUACCCCUUCCCGACGGCGCCGCACGACGUCGAGGCGCUGCUGCUGGCCGCGCUGGCCGACGACUCGUUGCCGACCGACCGCGCCCGGACCGCUCUGCUGGGGUUCUCGGCGGGCGGCAACCUCGCACUGUCCGUCAGCCAGCGGCCCGGAGUUCGGCCUCUCCUCCGCGCCGCCGUGAGCGUCUAUGGCUGCCUGGACCUGAGCGUUCCCCCCGAGGAGAAACCCCGCAACCGGCCCUGGAAACCGUCCCUCCCGCCCCCGCGCAGCGACGGAACUGACCCCCUGAUCGGCCUCGCGCCUGCGUUUGAUUGGGGUUACAUCCCCUACGGCCAGGACCUGCGUGAUCCGCUGCUCAGUCCCGCGCAUUUUCGCGCGCGGGAGGAUUUACCGCCCUAUGUGGCGCUCGUCGCGGCCGAGCUGGACAUGCUUGCGCACGAGAGUUGGCGGGUCGCAUGUCGGUUGUCUAGGAGCAGUAAAAGGGUGGUGCCGGGUCGGGAGAGCGAGGAUGUGCGAUGGCGGGUGUGCGGGAGGGAGGAGGUUGCAGCGGAGAAGCUGUUGGAGUUGCAAGACGAGAGGUUCGCUUUUGAGGAGACGUGGGACGGCGGUGGAGUCAAGUGGCUGCUUGUGCCGGACGUGCUGCACGGGUUUGAUAACCCGCACAUCAGACGGGUUGUGGGUGGGAAGGACGCUACUGAGGAUGCCGUGCGCAAAACGGAGGCGUAUACGGCGGAGCUGGCGAGGUGGUUGAAGGACGUGGUCUGGCGGGUCUGAGGCCGUCCCUGAGCUAACGUAUCUCGGGGAGUGCGGAGAGGUCCGUCUCGAUCAGGUAUUGUACCCCAUUCUGGUAGAUGCAUUCUUGCUGUCUCCUUGGGAUUCUCGAAGUUUGGCAGUUCUAGGCAUUCUCAUCGUCCAUGGCGUAGUUAAGUUACCAUGGUCAGAGCAUAGAGGCGGGUUACGGCGACAAGGAAGGGGUAGCUCAUAGGACCAGUUCUUUUACUUCAGAGCAACAAUUUAAGCCCCUUGUGGUGUAGUUGGCUAUCACGUUCGGCUG
Messenger RNA from Canariomyces notabilis, 1786 nucleotides. Its product is annotated as alpha/beta-hydrolase. The record is from RefSeq and is a predicted model, not a curated record. Bases 307 to 1506 code for a protein of 399 amino acids. Gene Ontology annotation, molecular function: hydrolase activity. The transcript is spliced from 3 exons. NCBI's taxonomy places the organism in Eukaryota, Fungi, Ascomycota, Sordariomycetes, Sordariales, Chaetomiaceae.